Molecule: messenger RNA, 1029 nt
Organism: Hemisphaericaspora subhashii
Lineage: Eukaryota; Fungi; Ascomycota; Pichiomycetes; Serinales; Debaryomycetaceae
Product: methylglyoxal reductase (NADPH-dependent)
Exons: 1
Coding region: 1-1029 (342 amino acids)
Molecular function (GO): oxidoreductase activity, acting on the CH-OH group of donors, NAD or NADP as acceptor
Source: RefSeq, a predicted model, not a curated record
AUGACAACUACCACUGUUUUUGUAUCAGGUGCUACUGGUUACAUUGCCCAAAAUGUUUGUAAAGUAUUAUUAGAAAAAAGUUACCGAGUAAUCGGUACUGUCAGAUCAACUUCCAAAGGUGAUCAUUUAAAAGACUUAUUCAAUUCCCCUAACUUUGAAUAUGAAAUAGUUGAAGAUGUUGGACAAGAAGGAGCAUUCGAUAAAGCAUUACAAAACCAUCCAGAAGCUACCAUCUUCUUACACACCGCCUCCCCCUUCCAUUUCAGAGCUACCGAUAUCGAAAAGGAAUUAUUAUUACCUGCUGUUGAUGGAACCAAAAAUGCCCUUAAGGCAAUUAAACAAUAUGGAACCAAUAUCACCAAUGUAGUCAUCACAUCUUCUUAUGCCGCUGUCUCCACCGCCAAUGUUGAAAUUGACCCAACUGCAACCGUCACCGAAUCAAGCUGGAAUGAAAUCAAAUGGGAUCAAGCCUUAAAAGAUGUUGUUAGUGGAUAUAGAGGUUCGAAAACAUUUGCAGAACGUGCAGCCUGGGAUUUUGUCGAACAAGAAAAACCAGGAUUUGUGUUAACUUCAGUCAAUCCUUCAUUUGUAUUUGGACCACAAGCUUAUGAUUCAGAAGUUAAAGAUAAUUUAAAUACUUCUUCAGAAAUCAUUAAUAAUAUCUUAAAACUCGGUCCUGAAGGGAAAUUGCCACCUACUAGAGGUGGAUUUGUCGAUGUUCGUGAUGUCGCUAAGGCCCAUAUUGUCGCUUUUGAAAAGAAAGAAGCUCAUGGACAAAGAUUGGUUUUGAAUUCAGGAAGAUUCUCAUCUCAAACAAUUGUUGAUAUUUUGAAUGAUGAAUUUAAAGAAGAAUUGAAGGGGAAGAUCCCAGUCGGAGUUCCAGGAUCUGAUAAAGAAGCUAUUGCUGGAUUAUGUAAAGUCGACACUUCUAAGACUAAUGCAACUUUGGGAUUUGAAUUGAUUCCUAUUAGAAAAACUGUGGUUGAUUCAGUUAGACAAAUCUUGAAUGCCAGAAAACAAAAGCUUUAG